Messenger RNA from Humulus lupulus (European hop), 543 nucleotides. RefSeq lists its product as uncharacterized. Gene Ontology annotation, molecular function: nucleic acid binding. The transcript is spliced from 2 exons. The record is from RefSeq and is a predicted model, not a curated record. The coding region runs from base 1 to 543 and encodes 180 amino acids. NCBI's taxonomy places the organism in Eukaryota, Viridiplantae, Streptophyta, Magnoliopsida, Rosales, Cannabaceae.
AUGCCACUUAAUGUGAUCCUCGAGGUUGAGCUCUUCAAUGUUUGGGGCAUUGACUUCAUGGGCCAUUUCCCAUCAUCAUUCAAAUACCUGUUCAUGUGGACUAUGUGUCAAAAUGGGUUGAGGAAGCUGCAACAAAAGAAAAUGAUGCCUCAAUCGAAUGGUCAAGUUGAAAUUUCAAAUAGGGAGGUGAAAAGUAUUCUUGAAAAGAAGGUGGAUAGCUCCAAGAAGAAUUGGUCCAAGAAACUAGAUGAUGCACUUUGGGCCUAUAGGAUGACAUUCAAAACUCUAAUUGGGAUGUCACCUUAUAGGUUGGUCUUUGGAAAAAUGUGUCAUUUUCCAGUUGAGUUGGAACAUCGGGCUUAUUGGGCAAUGAAGAAGCUGAAUUUUGAUGAGAAAGCUGCUGGACAGAAUAGGCUACUCCAACUAAACGAGCUUGAUGAAUUCUGUAAUGAAGCCUAUGAGAAUGCCAAGAUCUACAAGGAACACACCAAGACAUGGCACGACAAGAACUUGAUAAGAAAAGAGUUCAAACCUGGGCAAUAG